This is a messenger RNA of Patiria miniata (bat star), 2232 nucleotides long. RefSeq lists its product as uncharacterized. The record is from RefSeq and is a predicted model, not a curated record. NCBI's taxonomy places the organism in Eukaryota, Metazoa, Echinodermata, Asteroidea, Valvatida, Asterinidae. The transcript has 3 exons. Bases 1 to 2232 code for a protein of 743 amino acids.
AUGACGGCUGGGGGAUACGCCAGUCAAGCAAUGAAUCAAUCUGGAUUUAACUGCACAGCUCCUGAUCUGUUGUCUGAGGAGGUGACAUGUUCAGAGUGCCCUCAAGGAGGAUUUUAUCAAAACCAAACCGGAGCAGUCGUGAAGAGAGACGCUGAAAUGAAUUGCGAGCAAUGUAACAACGGUACUUACGUCCCCCUAGAAAAUGUACCAGGGAAAACUAUCGGUGAUUGCGCAGUAUGUCCAACAGGCACCAAUAAGAGUCUUCAUGCAGGAUACCGAGCAUGUCCCUGUGCGUCCAAUCACUACCGUAAACACAGGUUCGGUCAAUGUUUUCCGUGUCCCAAAAAAGGAAUCAACUGUACGGGAGAAUAUCAGCAUCUUCUGCCAGGGUUCUGGUGGACAUGGGACUGGGGUCCAGCUGAAAACUAUCAGUCCUACAAGAAAUUUGUCAAAAAUUUAUUCACCUGCAAUGAUAGCUAUGACAGGCACACUGAAAGGUUUGAUGGAAUGUUACCAAAUGUUCAUAAAUGUCCUACCUCCGAAUCGUGUAAGAAUCUUGCAGCUGGAAUAAACGCAUCGUGUGAUGAUGGUCAUGCCGGUUUCCUGUGUACACAAUGUCAAGCAGGCAGUUAUGCUUGGCUGGAUAAAUGCUUUGAAUGUCCAGGGAUUUGGGCGUUGAUACUGGAAGUCUUGGCAGCUCUUGUCAUCCUUGCAGUUUUGCUCAUGAUUGUCUUACUAGAACUCAGACGACACAAACGAAGCGGUCGAUCACUCAUUAGCGUUCUGUUCUCUCGGUUUAAAAUCCUACUUGGCUUUUAUCAAAUCAUGGGUGAGAUAUUCGAAGUGAUGAAUGAACUUUCCUGGCCGAAGACACUAGUAGAACUUGGUUCCUUCUUGCAAUUAUUGGAGGCCAAUUUGAUGCAGGUGAUUGUCAGUCCUCGAUGUUACUUUCCCGAUUUCACCUAUCCCAAUGUUUACAUCGCAUUCAUUGCUGGUGCGUCGUUCUCGGUUACUGUGAUAUUGUCAGGAUUGGGCAUUUAUGGUUUUAGGCAAUUCCAUCUGCGGGUGAAGAGUGCACCGGAUGAGGUUCGCAAACAUACGCUGGCUAAAACAAAUGAAAGAAUUCUCUUGGCUGUUGUCAUUCUGUUGUUUGUUGCAUACCCAAGCUUAUCAGCUGUCAUCAUUAGCUUACUGCCUUCGGGAUGUGUCACAUUCUCAUUGAAUGAAAAUGAAAAUGUUACCGUUACUCUGCUCAGAUCCGACUACUCCGUUGACUGUAACAGUAGUCAACAUGUUGCAUUUAACUACGCUGCCGAGGUUUCCGUGUCUUAUGUUGUUGGUUUCCCGACUGUAUUACUUAUCAUGUUAUGGUUACAUCGUCGUAGACAAGCAUCGAAGAAAAACGGUCAUCAGCUUGAAACUGCUGAUAUCCAGGCACUCAGUCACGUUGACCAGCAGUCUUUACUUGAUACUGACGACACGGGCUCGUCUUGUAGUUACCAUACUGCCAGUCAUGCAGAUCAGACUCAUUCUAGUGAUUCACUACAUACGGAAGAUGAAGAAAUUGCACAUAUCGGUGAUUCUCUUGAACGACUUAGCUCCGAAUUACCUCUUGAAGAAUCAAUCGAAGUAAGCUCAGAAAGCAUUACCUGGGUGAGUUUCCUGGACGAGAACUACAAGGAGCAAUAUUGGUAUUGGGAGAUUGUGGAACUAGCUCGCAAAGUCCUCCAAGUCCUGUUCGUUCUGUUAUUCGGUGCGGAUGAUCAAUUCAUUCUCUUUGCGACCAUUAUCGUAUCUGUUGCCUUUCUAAUCGCCCACGCUUACUUGAAGCCAAUGAAGGAUGCCGCAGAGCACCGUAUUCAGAUGUGGUCCUUGACUACCAUCUUUUUGAAUCUACUGGCGGCAUCCUUGCUUGUAUUACCCAGCGAAGAUGGCCAUACCGAUGACAGUGAUGCAAGGAGGGAAUUUCUGGCAGUAUUUCUUGUCCUGCUUAACAUCAGCAUCUUUGUAAUCGUGGCAGUGAGUUCAAUCCACGUGUGUCUGAAGGUUCUAUCCCAAACGGCGUGUUGUAGCUACACUGCAGCAUGUUUCCGUCACAUAUGUCGUUGUCUUGCACCAAGCCAUCGUCGCUCACAGGAGGAACAUCGCGACGAUACUGAGCCAACGACAACUCUGAUAAGUGGAGUACCAAUUGAAGAUCGGAGAAACAAUAACGAGUGCCGUGCUGUCUAG